CAUGCCCACCAGGCCUUUGUGACCCGCAGUGACAUGGUGCCCAGAGGCCAUUGUGACACCGGUGCAUGUCAUGACCCUUGGGGCUGCCAAUCCCUGCAGGAGCCACUCCCACGAGAGCAGCUCUCUGAGGAGGCAGCAGCUUCUCUGGAGGCAGCAGCUCCCCUGGGUGAUUGUGGCCAGUGUUCACCAGAGCACUGCCACAAUGCUGAAGGAGGAGGAGGAGGAGAAUGCCCACGGCCAGCCCCGUGAGGGGCGGCCACUCAGGUCCAAGCAGCAAAAGGUGACCCACAGGCAGCCACAGGCGGCACCUCAGGUCACCUGGAGGAACAACACGCCACACAGCAGUGUCACACGGCCACAGAGACUGUCCGUGUCGGACCUGCCGCCUCUCCACGGCCCUCAGUUGCCGCUGGUACCUCCCUGCCAGCUCAGCCCUGAAAUGCAAAGAGCAGCCUCUGCGAGGGUCAAGCUGCCACAUCUGCCAGCUGCAGCACCAGGAGCAGCCCCUGGGUUUUCUCCUGGAGGCACAGCACGUGCUGUGGGCCCCGUGGCCAGAGGCCAGACAGAGAUGGUACCACCCCCACCAAGGGGCACUCUGGCUGCUGGUGGGGCCUGGGAAAUGCCUUCCCUGGCAAGGAGAACAGAAGGGCUGUGGUGUGGCUCAGCAGCAAGGCAGGGCCAUCACCUGCCACCCGUGCCACCCGCACACGGCCUGCAGAUCUGCACUGGGACCCAGCCAGCUUGGAAACACCUGGGGCACUCUGAGAUAGAGGAACUCAUCAAGGUGAAGGAAGGGCUUGGAGGCAACACCUGCAGUGACCUGUUUAGAGACCUGGGCCCAUACCUGCGUGAGAACAGGUCCGUCAAGUCCACCUUGAGAACCCCCAAGUGGUUAAGUGCCCGCCAAGAGGCAGAGGGAAUUCGUCGGCCAGCCCAGCAAACUGCACAGCACAAGCGGCUGUGCCCAGAGGAUGAGGAGGCUUUGAUGGAGCGUCUGCGGAAAAAGAGGGAGGAGCUGGAGGAGCUGGAAGACAAAGUCCAUGAAGAGAUGUUUAGAGCCAUCUUCUCCUCCUUGGAUGACGCAGAAAGCCCCAUGAGGUCCAAGUGCAUCCUCAAGGAUGCAUCAAGCCUCACCCUGGAGCCAGCUGCAGGCCCCUGGGUCCCGCACAGCACUUGCAGUGUGAUCGCUGAUGCCACAGGAGAGACACAAAUGUCCUCAGAACUUGUGUCUCUUGACCAGUUGCUGGCUGAGCUGUGCCCUGUCUGGGACAACUCGCAGUCAUGCAAUGCCCUCAAGGACUCCGCGGGAGAGACAGAAAAGAACGCAGGGAUUGCACAUCCUGACCUGCUGGCAGGCCUGUGCCCUGUCUCUGGUGACUCGCCAUCCUGUGCCGUUCUAGAUGAGCUCCUGGAAAUGUGGGAGGAAGACGAGCUCCAAGACAGAGCAGUGGCAGGAGAGAGUGACAGUGAAGCAGAGAGCCCGUUGCCUCUCCCGCUGCAAGAGGAGGAAGCAGAACCACCAGCUUCUCCCGUGGACAGCGAUCCCUGCAUUGAGCUGCACAGCGAGCCCCUCCCCACGGCCUCACUCGAAGACCCAAAUAUGUCUGUGGGUUGUGCCUUGCCUGCUGACCCUGCGGACGAGGCCGAAGAAGCUGGCAAGGAGGCUGGUUGUGCCCAGGUCGCCCCUCCCCAGGAAAAGCUCUGCGGGGAUGAGGCGCUGGCAGGAGCUGGCCCGGUGCCUGCCCAGCCCCUGGCACGCUGCGUUCCUGCCUGCCCCACUGGCAGCGCAGCCGUCCCGCAGCCCCCGGCCCCACGGCGAUGGCGCUCCAUGGCCAAGACGGCCCGGCGGGCUCUGCGCCGCCUUUUCUCCUUCAGCUGCCUCAGGGGGCAGCCGGAGGAGUGAGCCCGGGGCCAGCACCAGGACGAUGCCCAAAGACGCCGGCUCACCCUGAGGAUGCCCAGCUCCCAGGGGCAGCAGCAGCUCCCAGAGCUAACGGCAGCAGGGAGAGAAAAACCCUGGGUACACACCGAUAGAUGGGUGGGUGGCACCCAAGGCAGGGUGACAAGGACCAACGUGACACUGCUGGAGACAAGCGUCUGGACCUGUCCUUUGUUUGAUCACUUCCCCACCGCACCGCAACCUCGCUUUUCCCCCUCUUUCCUUCUCACUCUCCUGUUUCCAGUCCCUUUCAAUCUCCCUACACAUUUAUUGUUAAAUAAA
Molecule: messenger RNA, 2221 nt
Organism: Vidua macroura (Pin-tailed whydah)
Lineage: Eukaryota; Metazoa; Chordata; Aves; Passeriformes; Viduidae
Exons: 2
Coding region: 71-1903 (610 amino acids)
Source: RefSeq, a predicted model, not a curated record